AUGCCUGCCACCACGGCGGAUACCCUCUCCCUCGUCACGCGGACCGUUACGGUUGCUCCCUUAGUCCUCCUAUCAGUUGCAGAUCAUUAUGGCCGCUCGGCCAAGGGAACCCGCAAGCGUGUGGUAGGUGUGCUUCUAGGAGAAAACUCGGGCGACACUGUCCGUGUUUCCAACAGCUUUGCAGUCCCCUUCGAAGAAGAUGAGAAGGAUCCCUCCGUUUGGUUCUUAGAUCACAACUUCGUCGAGUCAAUGAGGGACAUGUUCAAGAAGAUCAACGCCCGUGAGAAAUUAAUUGGAUGGUAUCACUCUGGUCCCAAACUACGAGCCUCCGAUCUCGAAAUCAAUGAACUCUUCAAGCGAUACACACCUAACCCCUUGCUGGUUAUUGUCGAUGUCCAACCGAAGGAGGUUGGCGUUCCUACCGACGCCUACUUUGCUGUUGAUGAAAUUAAGGAUGAUGGCACAACGACAUCUAGAACCUUUGUCCACACUCCAUCCGUGAUCGAGGCUGAGGAAGCUGAGGAAAUUGGUGUCGAACACUUGCUCCGGGACAUCAGGGAUGUCGCCGUCGGAACCCUUUCAACGCGCAUCACAUCGCAAUUGCAAUCACUGCAGGGUUUGCAUCUGCGUCUGCGUGAUAUCGGCCAAUAUCUUCAGAAGGUGUUGGAUCACGAACUGCCUGUUAACCACGCCAUUCUGGGCAACCUCCAGGAUGUCUUCAACCUCCUUCCCAAUCUGUCAACUCCCUCAACGACGUCACGGCUCAGUGGAACGGAGCCACAGAUGGAGAAUAGCGAACUUGCCCGGGCUAUGAGCAUAAAGACCAAUGAUCAGCUGAUGGCGAUCUACAUCAGCAGCUUGAUCCGCGCAAUUACUGCAUUCCAUGACCUAAUUGAGAACAAAAUCCAGAAUCGCCAACAACAGGAAGAGACCGAGUCGAAGAAGGAGCAGGAGGCGACUGCCGCCAAGAGCGACAAGGAUGGCGCGAAGAAGGCCAGCGGCGUAAGUGGCGAGCAGAAGGAUGACCAGGAGAGCUCCAAGGAGAAGACCAAGAAGAAGAGCUAG
Molecule: messenger RNA, 1065 nt
Organism: Aspergillus clavatus NRRL 1
Lineage: Eukaryota; Fungi; Ascomycota; Eurotiomycetes; Eurotiales; Aspergillaceae
Gene: rpn8
Product: proteasome regulatory particle lid subunit RPN8
Exons: 3
Coding region: 1-1065 (354 amino acids)
Biological process (GO): proteasome-mediated ubiquitin-dependent protein catabolic process
Cellular component (GO): proteasome regulatory particle; proteasome complex
Molecular function (GO): metallopeptidase activity; protein binding
Source: RefSeq, a predicted model, not a curated record